AUGGACCAGCGAGGGGACAAUAAUCCGCAGCAGUUCCCUGAUCAAAACUAUCAGUUGCAGUCAGAUGAUCAAAUUGGCGGCAAUUACCAACUCUGGGAGUACGAUGAGACAAUUAGCCAGCAGGGUCAGGUUGAAGAAUGGCAGCCUCAACAAAACCUUGGAGACGGAUAUCAGCAUUAUCAUGACGCUCAUCAAGGUCCCAAUAUGCCUUACGAUAAUUCUGUGCAGUCAUAUUAUCCAGGCGUCGGAAGUUUGCGUGUCCAACAAAGCCAGUUUCAUCCAGUUCUCAGCCAACUUGCCAAUCUGCAGCCUACUCAGUACUACGAUCCAGCGCAGCAACCAUACCAGAUCUUCCAAAACGUGUCAGAAAUGGAUGCCAAUCACGUUUCAAACGUCGUGCCUGAGGAGCGUGAACAAAUUGAAGUUCCUCUUGUAGAAACUGUCCAGGCAUCUGGACCACAGCAGAGCUUGGAACCCGGGAUGUCUGAUGCUGAGAAAAAUCCUCUUCCAGGACCUUCAUCAGAGACAAACAAAGCGUGCGGAGAGAAAAAUCCUAUUCCAGGACCUUCAUCCGCUAGAAACAACGACCACGCAAACUCGUCUGAAGAUGAAGAAACAGUUGGAUUGGGGCAAGGAGAGCGUGAACACAAUGAAGUUACUCCGCAGGAAACUGCCGAGGAAUCUGGAUCCCAGCAGAGCUCUGAAUUAGUACAAACUUCUGCUGAGAAAAAUCCUAUUCCAGGACCCUCAUCAGAGGGAAGCAAAGGUCGGAAUUUGAAGAGGAGCAACGACCGCGCCGAGGAAACCAACGGAGCCAAACAAAAGAAAAAAUCUACUUCUACAGAGUCGGACUCGGACAUAAUCAAAUAUAGGAGUUCCGCGAGUGGUAUUUGCGGCGAAUGCCCCGAGAGGGACUCUCAUGGACCUUCAUCCGAGGGAAAAAAAGGUCGGAAUUUGAAGCAAAACAAGAAAAGAAACGAAGGCAAAAAAGUACAGAGUUCAUCCUCUGUGACUGAAAUGGACUCUAAAAAAAUCAGAAUAAAAGACAAAGGUGGUGAAUGCGGCGAAUGCAACAAGCGCUUUGGCGAUAUUAUCGGUCACUCGAAGCACAAGUACAGUCGGAAGUUGAAAAGUUCUGAGUCCUGGAAUGAAGAGAGUGAACGAAACGAACAUUUAAUCCAGGAUUCUGGAACUCAGAGAAUUGGUGACGAGGAUUAUCCCACUCCUGGACCUUCAUCACAGGCGAAGAAUGGUCCGGAUUUGAAGGAAAACAGCGAUCGUCGAAUGGCGGAUUUCCAAGAGCUGGAAUCACAGAGAAAAUCUUCUGCUCCUUCUAAAACUGGCUCAAAUGGCAUUAAAAAUCAAUACAAAAGAGGCAAAUGCUGCGAAUGCAACAAGGUGUAUCUCGCUAUUUCCCAUCACUCCAGAGAUAAGCACAAUGGAAAGCUGGAAAAGUGCACCGCCACUGAUCGUGUUUGCAAGGAAUAUUUCGCCUCUGCUCAAAAGAGAGUCGAGCACGAGCAACAGGAGCAUCUGGAACGAAAGGAAUUCCAGUGCCAAUUCUGCCAUUACUCUGCAGGGCUGAAGACAGACUUGAAAAGACAUGUUCUUACUAUGCAUUCGGAGAAGAACAUCAAAUGCGGACAGCAGAAGUGUGGCAAGAUGUUUGCUUCAGAGGCAGAUUUGAAACGGCAUGUCAAGAUGUAUCACACAGUGGAAAAAUGUCCCAAAUGCGGUAGAGACAUGAGCCGCUAUGCACUUGUUCAGCACAAACGGCGAAUUGUUGAGUGUGCUUAA
This is a messenger RNA of Cloeon dipterum, 1797 nucleotides long. RefSeq names its product zinc finger protein 436-like. Gene Ontology annotation, molecular function: RNA polymerase II transcription regulatory region sequence-specific DNA binding; DNA-binding transcription factor activity, RNA polymerase II-specific. Gene Ontology annotation, cellular component: nucleus. The transcript has 9 exons. The record is from RefSeq and is a predicted model, not a curated record. Lineage: Eukaryota; Metazoa; Arthropoda; Insecta; Ephemeroptera; Baetidae. Gene Ontology annotation, biological process: regulation of transcription by RNA polymerase II. The coding region runs from base 1 to 1797 and encodes 598 amino acids.